Psylliodes chrysocephalus is the source of this 648-nucleotide messenger RNA. Lineage: Eukaryota; Metazoa; Arthropoda; Insecta; Coleoptera; Chrysomelidae. The record is from the annotation of a GenBank genome assembly.
AUGCGCACAAGACGAAGAUUUUUUAGAGAAUUUAAUAAAACAGCUCCGACAUACAAGACGUGGUUUAACAUUUUCAAAAAUAAUGGAUCAGUAGCCCGAAAAAAACGAAAUAUCGGCAAUGAUAAUCUUUUACAUGAUACCAUUGGUGUAUACGAGUUUGUUACUAGAUAUCCCAAGUCAUCUAUCAGAAAAAUAGCGUCACAUUUUAAUAUGAGUAGAUCCAAAGUUCAUAGACACAAUUGUAGAAUUUGGAGUGAAGAGAAUCCACAUGAAUUUUAUGAAAGUGUAAGAGACUCUCCUAAAAUUGAAGCUGAUUUCAAAUAUAUGUACCCAGGCAAAGAGCUACAGCUAUUGAGCAACUGGCACUUAUUUUUCGAAAAACUGUUGGUGUUCAAAAGAAGAGAAAUAAAUAAUUCAAGAAAUCCAAUUUUUCAAGAUCUAAUAAGCUCUCUAGAACAAGUAGAUUUAACAGAAGGACUUAUGCAUCCAAGAAAUACAUUCAGUUUUGAACAAUUGCAAGCUAUGGAUCCAGGUGACGUAUUCGACAUUAUUGAUGGAAUUGGUGAUGAUCAGGCCAUUAAUUCUGACUUGUGGGGAGACUCAGAGGCCGAGGAUAAUAUCAUGAAUACUUCUUUACCAAGCCAGUGA